CGUUGCAAGGAAAGCGAAACUCACCGUCGGCAGUCCGCGAUGCCGCGCCUGGACGCUGCGUCUGGCAGGAACAUGAUUGGUUUUCUAAGAAAUGGAUUCCAAUUGGCACUUAAUGCACUAUUCCCAUAUUUUGCUGGUCAGGUCAAGAAAUUAUUGACCAAAUUCUUCCUGAUUAUAUUGGCAUUGGGUCUUGUCACCUUUCUUAUCCUGUCACUAAUCAUGGCCCAAGUGAAGGAUUCUUCCAUGAAUUCGAAGCAGGCCAUUGCCAUAAGAGCAGCUCCUUGGUGGAAGCUUCCCGAAGUCGUUAAAUUCCUGAAGGACUUUCUGGUUAUUGUGGCUACUCUGAUGCCUCACUGUGAACCCCUGACAGAAAGGAAUCUUGUGAAGCAUCGCGAUCAGCUGGGCAAUGACCGACUACUGCUUCAAGCAUGUUUCAAUGUGGCCAUCAAUGGAUUUAGAAAGGAGCCUAUGGCUGUGCAGCAAAAUGCCCGGCUGUUGAUCCAAUGCGACGGACUAAGCAUGGAAUUCCUUGCUGGCAAGGGCCACUGUGAGAUUUCCGUGCUGAUCUUCAAUGGGAAGAUCCAGUAUGCCGUCAAGGAACUGACUGCUGAAAUGUAUCACACGAGGAUGCUUGUCCGUGAGGAGCCGUGGAGUCCCGAUGAUCUGCUAAGAGUGAAGCAUACCUUGGAAACCUGGGGAAUUCUUUCGGGGAUCCUCAGGAAAUGCUUGCAGGUGACAUUGCAGAAGUUUGUCAUGGAGCCGUUGAAAAUCCAGAGCGAUGUUUAUAUAUUAGUGGAGUGUGGUGGGCAUAUAGUGAAGUUUGUGUCAGGCAAGAAAGGGAAUUACGUCUAUAUCCACAGCGACAGUGAAGGCACCAUCCACUACCAGGUCAGCUCUCAGAGCUUGUGGACCCAAGUGUCCCGGUUCUGGAGUGGCGCCAAAGAUGACAUGUUCCCUUCAGCGAGUAAUCACUUGCAAUUAGAGUGCGAUCAGUGCUGAGAAAGAGUAGACAUCUCAUUGUCUCAAAAGGCGGCACUGGGCAGGCAAGAUGGAACCAUUUGAGCACACAAGAAUCCAAACAGUUUUUAUUGAAUAAAAGGUGGGAGGUCACAAAGAAAAUUCUGUCGACCGCUGUGUUUCAACAGCAAACCCUCUCUGUAGAAUCACUGCAGGCAGUCCCUGCUUAACGACCACAAAUGUCAUUAGGCAAGACAUCACAUGAUCAUGAUGGACUUACAUCCUGACUUCUGCUGUGGCUGUUAAGUGAAUCACACAAGUUAUUAAAGGAGACACCACGUGACUUUGAUUUGCAAUUUUACUGCUGGUUUCUCCAUUGAGUCUGCUUUUGGAAACCGGCUGUGAAGUGUGCAAAUGGCAAUUGUGUGACCGCAGGAUGCUGCGUCAGUUAUAAAUGCCCGCCGGUUGCAAAGUGCCUGAAUCUUGAUCAUGUGACCGCAGGGAUGCUACAAUGGUCCUACAAGGACCAGUGGUAAAAUUACUGUUUCAGCACCAUUGUAACUUCGAAUGGCCACUAAACAGGGCAGUCGUUAAGCAAGGACUGCCUGUAUUCAACUCUU
Python bivittatus (Burmese python) is the source of this 1577-nucleotide messenger RNA. RefSeq lists its product as uncharacterized. NCBI's taxonomy places the organism in Eukaryota, Metazoa, Chordata, Lepidosauria, Squamata, Pythonidae. The record is from RefSeq and is a predicted model, not a curated record.